Molecule: messenger RNA, 2185 nt
Organism: Nelumbo nucifera (sacred lotus)
Lineage: Eukaryota; Viridiplantae; Streptophyta; Magnoliopsida; Proteales; Nelumbonaceae
Product: protein DA1-related 1-like
Molecular function (GO): ubiquitin binding
Source: RefSeq, a predicted model, not a curated record
AUGAAAGAUGUCAAAGCUGGAGAACAAUUUAGAAAAUUUUGGCUGUUUUUCUACAAACCCAUAUUAAAGGGUCUUGGUAGAUAUAAUAUUUGGAUGAGAUUUCCUUCCUCGUUGGUGGAUUGGGAAUCUUACCGAACAGUGCUCCUUUGAUUCUUUCAACUUUCUUUCUUUUUUGUAUGCUGCAAGGUUGAUUACCUUUCUGCGUUCUUCAGAGGUUAAGAUCUCUCCCCUUUUCUUGUGUUUGAGAAGGUUCUCUUUAUUCUUCUCAACCGCACUAAAAAUUAAAAAAGGCGCAGGCAGAGUACAUUACAUAGGAUGAGCGACGAGGGAUCGUUGUGUCUGUCCUUACUCUUCUGUUAUACUACGAAGAGUUCCGGGUUUUUGUCCUGACUGGUGAGAAAGAUUCUUCUCUGGAUUCAAAGAUAAUGAAUGGUAUAACAAAGAAUCUCCUUUGUGACUGUAAAUGUUCCUGCUGACGACGCUUUCAAGCAUAUAGGGACCUUUUCUUGAUCUGGGUCUCUCCUGGUUCCUCCAUCUCUGCAGAUUCUCAACCUAUUUCAGGCAGAAUAUUUCUGGAACAUGUGCCAGUAACAUCUCACAUUAUGGGUUGGUUAAGCAAAAUUUUCAAAGGUUCCAGCCAAAAAAUCUCACAAGGGCAGUACCAUGGAAAAUACGAAGACGACAGGGUUUGGAAUGAACCUUCUAAUUUGGAUGCAUGGUCAGAUUAUGAGAAUGAAGAUAUAGAUCGUGCUAUUGCACUUUCCCUUUCAGAAGAAGAUCAAAAAGGGAAAAAUGUGAUUGAUAAUGAAUCUCAUUUGGAGGAAGAUGAACAACUUGCUAGAGCUCUACAAGAAAGUUUGAAUGUUGAGUCUCCUCGUUAUGAUAAUGGAAAUACGUAUCCACCCAUACCAUUCCCUUUUGUGACAGGGUUCAGGAUUUGUGCUGGUUGCAAUACUGAGAUUGGUCAUGGACGAUUUUUGAGUUGCAUGGGUGCAGUUUGGCACCCAGAAUGUUUCCGUUGCCAUGCUUGUAAUCUUCCAAUUUCUGAUUAUGAGUUUUCCAUGUCUGGGAAUUACCCUUAUCAUAAAUCUUGCUACAAGGAGCACUAUCACCCAAAAUGUGACGUGUGCAAUAACUUUAUUCCAACAAAUGAUGUUGGUCUGAUUGAAUAUAGGGCACAUCCUUUCUGGAUGCAAAAGUAUUGCCCCUCACAUGAGUUUGAUGGAACACCUCGCUGUUGUAGCUGUGAACGGAUGGAGCCAAGGGACACAAGAUAUGUAUCCCUUGAUGAUGGUCGAAAGCUCUGUCUGGAGUGUCUUGACUCAGCAAUCAUGGACACUAGUGAAUGCCAACCCCUUUACCUUGACAUACAAGAAUUUUAUGAGGGUUUAAAUAUGCAAGUGAAGCAGCAAAUUCCGUUACUCCUUGUCGAGAGGCAAGCACUUAAUGAGGCUAUGGAGGGAGAAAAGAACGGCCAUCAUCAUAUGCCUGAGACGAGAGGACUUUGCUUGUCAGAAGAACAGACCGUCAGCACUAUCUUGAGGAGGCCAAGAAUCGGGGCAGGAAACCGAAUCAUUGAAAUGAUUACAGAGCCAUAUAGGUUAACCCGUCGAUGUGAAGUAACAGCCAUUCUUGUUUUGUAUGGCCUUCCUAGAUUGCUGACUGGGUCAAUCCUGGCACAUGAGAUGAUGCAUGCAUGGCUGCGGCUAAAUGGCUACCGCACACUUAGUCAAGAUGUGGAAGAAGGUAUUUGCCAGGUGCUGGCACAUAUGUGGCUGGAUUCAGAGAUCAUGUCAGGUAUUGGUAGUAACGUUGCUUCAACUUCAUCUUCAUCAGCGUCAUCUUCUUCCACAUCAUCAAAGAAGGGUACACGCUCUCAAUUUGAGAGGAAGCUUGGAGAGUAUUUUAAGCACCAGAUUGAAUCAGAUACUUCACCAGCAUAUGGAGAUGGUUUCAGAGCUGGUAACGAGGCAGUGCUCAAGUAUGGCCUCCGGAGGACACUUGAUCAUAUUCGGAUGACAGGGAGCUUUCCCUACUGAAACUUAGAGCCCUGAUUCCACUAUUGUUUUCUAAUCAAUUUGCAAGGCAAAACUUGGCCCUAUCAUAUUAGAGUCUAGGGCCAAGAAUCAAUUUUCAUGAGAAAAGUGAUCAACAAAAUUCUGUCUUCUACAUCCUUUUCCCAUUA